Vigna angularis (adzuki bean) is the source of this 1479-nucleotide messenger RNA. RefSeq names its product transcription factor MYB44. The transcript has a single exon. Lineage: Eukaryota; Viridiplantae; Streptophyta; Magnoliopsida; Fabales; Fabaceae. The record is from RefSeq and is a predicted model, not a curated record. Gene Ontology annotation, biological process: regulation of DNA-templated transcription. The coding region runs from base 239 to 1171 and encodes 310 amino acids. Gene Ontology annotation, cellular component: nucleus. Gene Ontology annotation, molecular function: DNA-binding transcription factor activity, RNA polymerase II-specific; RNA polymerase II cis-regulatory region sequence-specific DNA binding.
AGCAGACGCGUGUCCCAUUACAGCUGUAUCCCAAAUCCCAAGCCAACCGCUUCCCUGGAAGAAGCGGUACCGAUUGCCCAUAACGCUCGCUGACAACUCCAAAACCUAACUUGCCAAAUCGGUGUCCUUUCACCCUCUCCCUCUCACAUAUAAGGAAUUGGAGGAAGCAAAUACUCCACGCCACAGGAGCCUCUCCUUCGUCUCUCUCCUUCUUGUUCCUCACGACCAAAACAUAUUUAUGAACCCAGGCGUUGUUGUGUCCAGAAAGGACAUGGACCGGAUCAAAGGCCCAUGGAGCCCCGAGGAGGACGAUGCUCUGCAGAACCUGGUGGAGAAGCACGGGCCCAGGAACUGGUCCCUCAUCAGUAAGUCCAUCCCUGGCCGCUCCGGCAAGUCCUGCAGGCUUCGCUGGUGCAAUCAGCUCUCCCCUCAGGUCGAGCACCGGGCCUUCACGCCCGAAGAAGACGACACCAUAGUCAGGGCCCAUGCUCGCUUCGGGAACAAAUGGGCCACCAUAGCCCGCUUGCUCCAGGGCAGAACCGACAACGCAAUCAAGAACCACUGGAACUCCACCCUGAAGCGCAAGUGCACCUCAUCCAUCAUGGACGACCACCUUCCACCGCUUAAGAGGUCCGUCAGCGCCGGUGCGGCCAUCCCGGCCAUCCCCGUCUCCACGGGACUCUACAUCAACCCUCCCACACCCGGUAGCCCCUCCGGAUCCGAUGUGAGCGAGUCCAGCGUGCCGGUUGCAUCCCCCUCACACGUCUUCCGUCCUGUGCCUAGGACUGCUGCGGUUUUACCGCCAGUAGAAACCACCUCCUCCUCCAAUGACCCUCCUACUUCCCUUUCCCUGUCCCUUCCCGGUGUUGACUCUUCUGAGGUCUCAAAUCGGGUAACCGAGUCAGCCCACCCUGUACCACCGCCACAGCCGUCGAACACCAUCCCUUUGCUGCCAAUGAUGACUGCUGUUGUGCCCCAGUUGAAGCCACCGGGAUUGGGGGCUUUCAAUCUAAGUGCAGAGUUUUUGGGGGUGAUGCAGGAAAUGAUAAGGAAUGAGGUGAGGAGUUAUAUGGAGCGGCAGAAUCCGAAUGGGAUGUGUUUUCAGGCAGCCGAUGAUGGGUUUAGGAAUGCUUCCGUCAAGCGAAUUGGGAUUAGCAGGGUGGACUCGUAAAUAUGAUCAGAGCAUAGUUGGGAUGAGAGAAAAUGCUGGUUUGCUCCUCUCCAAAUGGGAAAAAAAGAAGCAGCUUUUAAUUUUUUAUCCUGUCUUUUUUUAUCAUCAAAGUUUCUAGGAAAUAAUUUUGGUCAAUGUACAGUAAGAGAACUCGAUCCAUAAGCAGAAGCAGCGAAGAUGCGGAGAUACAUAGAUUCUAAACGAGUCUGAGAAAUUUCUGUAACUAUUUUUAUCUUCUCUUGGUCCUGUUCUCCAGUGAAACAAAAACAAAAAAACAAUCUUAGAAUAAACAAAAUCCUUCAAAUCUA